AUGGCCACAGAAAUUGAGAAUGGGCCUUUUGUGCCCGCUCUGAUCGUAGUCGAUAUGCAAGAAGACUUUUGUCCGCCCAAUGGUUCUCUCGCUGUACAAGAUGGCCGGUCCAUAGCUCCCUUGAUCAACCACCUCCUCGCCCAACCCGGGUUCGUGUCGCGUAUCGCGACUCAAGACUACCACCCACCAGACCACAUCUCCUUUGCCAGUAACCAUCCUCAUCCAAAUAACCGACCCUUUGAGUCAUUUGUUGCAAUGACAAACCCCCAUCCGCCUCCAGGUCAAGAGCCAGAAACAAAACCCCAGCAACUUUGGCCAGUCCAUUGCGUGGAGGAAACCCCCGGCGCAGACUUCAUUCCCGAGAUCGACGACCAUCUAUUUGACUUGGUGGUGAUGAAAGGGAGACACUCGCAGGUCGAGAUGUACUCUGCCUUUGCCGAUGCAUUUGGCAACAUCGAUCCGACUGUGACAAUGCAUUCGGUCACGGUAGAUGUCACCUCUGAGCUCCAGGCCAAGGGAGUGACGGACGUCUUUGUCGUUGGGCUGGCGGGAGACUAUUGCGUGAAAUGCACAGCUAUUGAUGCGGUCAAGGCUGGGUUCCGAAGCUGGCUGAUUGAAGAGGCAACGAAAUGUGUCGUUCCUACUGGUUGGGACGAGGUCAAGGAGGAGCUUCUUAUCGCAGGGGUUUCCGUAAUCCAUGCAGAUGACGCGGUCCUUCAGAAGCUAGCGGUCGCAUAG
Molecule: messenger RNA, 738 nt
Organism: Penicillium verhagenii
Lineage: Eukaryota; Fungi; Ascomycota; Eurotiomycetes; Eurotiales; Aspergillaceae
Product: nicotinamidase
Exons: 2
Coding region: 1-738 (245 amino acids)
Source: RefSeq, a predicted model, not a curated record